This is a messenger RNA of Hyphopichia burtonii NRRL Y-1933, 4304 nucleotides long. RefSeq names its product tRNA (guanosine(18)-2'-O)-methyltransferase. The transcript has a single exon. NCBI's taxonomy places the organism in Eukaryota, Fungi, Ascomycota, Pichiomycetes, Serinales, Debaryomycetaceae. Gene Ontology annotation, biological process: tRNA methylation. Gene Ontology annotation, molecular function: tRNA (guanine) methyltransferase activity; RNA binding. The record is from RefSeq and is a predicted model, not a curated record. The coding region runs from base 30 to 4304 and encodes 1424 amino acids.
AACGAUUAUCUACGAGUAUUUCAGAAGCAAUGCUGAGUUCUUUGUUGCUUAUAAGCAAAUACUUGAGCCAGGAGCAAAGAGUGCAAGCCGUUGAGGACUUGUCGAAGGAUCUUGGUUCUAAUACUGAAAGUGUGACAGCCUUAUGUGACUUAUUGAAAGAGUUAGAUCAAAAUGCAAUUCGUGGAGUUUAUCCAGUGAUUCAAAAGUUUGUGUUCAGUAUUAUAGAUGGCAAGUGUUCUGAGAGUGAUUAUGGUCACAUUCUUACGUUAGCUGAAGAGUUACCUCAAUUAUAUGAUGACAUUUUGGACAGAUGUCAUUGCCAUUUGUCUGCAUAUAUUCAUGAAAGCUUGCCUAAGUUUCUUAUUUCGUUUAGAAACGAUAUCUUACCGGAGUAUUUAGCAGACCUGAUUUCGAGUUCUAAAGCUAAUUUUCAGCUUACGGAUGAAUCCAUUGUAACCCUUUUUGAGUUUUUGAAUUACUUUUUCAUCCAUGCCAAGUUGAAAGAUCAAAAGACCUCAUCUCUCGAUAGGAUCAUCAGUUUUUUCAUCGGACACAACGAAGAAAACGUUAGUAACUUGGCUAUGCAAUGCUUACGUUGGGAAAUCGAUAGUAUUGUCAUACAGAAUCAAAGCAGUAAGUUUAUCUGGGAUGUUAUAUUCAAUUUAGAAAAAUCUCAAGUUAAACUGCACAUGGAUCAUGCUUUUAUAGUAUGGUUAAGAUAUUUGACAAAUGAUAAUCAAAAGCUAGUUGAGGACUCAAUUUAUCAACAUGAAAUCAUUCAACUACAACAUUAUUGGCAAGUCUUACAGCAUGGUUUAGUCAGUGAUGCUCAUGAACAUAGAAAAUUUUGCUUGUCUAUAUUACAAUUGUCUCUAAAAUUGAUUGCAGUUCCAGUCAAGAAUGAAAUAUUCUCGUGGGAUCCUUCAAAGAAAGAUGAAUAUUUGAGGGAAUGGUCAAGAUUCUCUACAUUAUUUGAAAUCUUGGGAAUUGAUACUUCAUUGCAUCAAGCACAAGGCGGUAUUAAUGAUCUCAUUGGUUUAAUUCUUCCAGACUCUUUAAUACAUCCCUCUUGGGGGUUUGGUUUGUUAUCAACCGGAUUCAAAGCUGGUAUGGAUUCAGUAAGAAAAUUUUCUCUCAACAUUUUAUUAUCUAUUCCAUCACAAAAUUUAUAUUUAUUAAAACAUAGCUUGCCAUUUUAUGAACAAACCUAUUUGCCAUAUGCUAUGAUGGCAUCUCACUUUGCUGUUCUUCAGUCUGAUGAUACAAAUGGAAAUCAUUGUGAACAUGCAGACAGAUUGGCCAGUUUCAUUCAAAGUAUCAUUUCUAAUUUGAAAACUGAUGAAGAAUUCCAAGCAGUUGUUUACUCUACUUUGAAAGUAUUAGUCAGUUUAAAAGAUGCUUUCGACCCGGCAAGAAUUUAUGUCACUUACGGUAUACUUUCAGGCUUGAAGAAAAGAAGAGUUUUACAAUUUGGGAAACAUGAUGAACUUUUACUUAAAUUGAUUGAAGUAAGUUCAGAGGGUCCUGUAUUAGAAACUACCGUUCAAACUCUCAAUUUAAGGCUCUUCUUGAAUUUUCAACUUUCUGAUUUGAAUGUAUUUCUUGAUCUUCUUAUCAAAUUCACUAAAUUUAAUGGUUAUGCUGUUUUGAAUGAAAACUUGGAUCUCGUUGUUGAGUACUUCCAGGAAAAUCAAAUCACUCAGACUAAGAUAACCUCGAUAAUUGAAGGCGAAUCUGUCUCUGCAGAUGUAAAGAUUGUUCUUAUGCUCAUUUCCAAUAAAAUGACCAACUCCAUCAACCUUGAAAACCAAUCCAAUGUUUUAUUAGCCAAAUUACUUCAGACUAAUAUCUCUUUGGAUAGUAAUGAAAAUAUUCCUCGCUGCAUUACUGAGUUGGCCACUGGUGAAAAAUCAGAAGAGGCUUAUGAAGAAUUCUCCAAAGUUGAUUUCUUAAACUAUAAGCAAAUUUUACCUACCAAUAUCAAGUUAAUUGAACUUUGGGCCACUAUUAAUCAAGACGUUCAAUCUGAUGAUCACCAUCGCUUAAAGGCUGCUGCAGACAAAUUUAAAGUGUUCAAUAAUCUUUUCGAAGCUUACCAAUUGUCCGAUAUUGAAAAUCAUGAAAUCUUCACCAUCAAUUCAUUGCUUAAAUUCAACCGUGAAAUCUUAUUGAAUAACUCUUCUGAACCUGCUAGACUAAUUAAGAAUUUCUAUAGGGUGAAAGAUGCUUUAUAUGGCCAGUUCUUCAGAUUCUUAUCCAUUCUUACCUCUAAAAUUGGUUGCGAAAGUACUGAAAUUGAUGAUAUUUUAAGCUUAUUAAUUGUAAGCUCAACUAAUUAUGAAACUAACUUUUACACGGUACUUUUGUUAAAUACUAUCGUUAAACAAGAAAAUCUUUCCAGUGAAUUAGUUCCACGUCUAGUAGAAACUUUAUCAGAAAUAUGGUCCAAUUUAUGUUCAUCCAGAUUGCAAUUGAGUCAGAAAAACUUACAUGUUUUAAUGAUUGAUACCUUUAUUGAUCCAUUCAUCUUAUCUCAUUCAACUCAUGAUGAAUUCGUCGCUUCUCACUUACUCAAUUUUAGUAAAUCCAUAAUAGAAUUAUCCUAUGGCAGAAGAUGUUUCUUACCAACAUUGACUAAGAAUUUAUCCAAUUUCCAGAUAAAAGAUCAUCAAAAUUUCGAAAAAUUGAUUUGGCUCCCUGAAGUAUUAGUAGAAUCAUUCAUGAGUUAUCAAUUAAGAUCUAAUAUCUUCAGAUUAGAAAAUAUCAUUGCCAGUCUCUACGAUAAACAGAUUUCCUCAACAGCUGGGUCGAAUAUUUAUACCAAAUAUUAUGGUGCAGAGGAAAUAAGCGGUCGUAUUAAUGCCAUAGUUUUGAUUAAUUCUAUCCAAUCAAGUGAAUUUGCUCUUCUGAUUUUCCAAUUCAUUCGUAGUAAAGAAGAAGAGUACCACUUGUUUCAAGUUAUCAAGCAAAAUGAUGGAUUCCAAGAAUGGAGAAGAAUCCAAUUACUUACCGUCAUCUUAUCGAUAAUCCAGAAGAUAGAUUCAAGUCUUAUUAUUGAUGACUUCAUGGCUUUACUUGGUACCGAACCUAGUCCAUUGGUUAGAGUUUAUCUUGAAUGGAUCACAGCAAGAAUAUUGUUGAGAGAACCUAAAUAUAUUGAUAUAAUGCUCGAAAAAUUCAAAGUCGGAAUGGACAGUAAUUCAGUGAAACCAACCUUAAUUACUGCUUACGAGAGAAUAUUGUAUUUAUCAAUUCAACAUUUAACAACAUCAAAAGAAGCUGAAUAUUUAACCAAGUUUUUAUCUGUGCUUUUCCCUGGGGCCACAUCAAACAAAGCCACUACUAGACAUUUCUCUCUUUCUUUGAAUUGUUCAAUUUAUCCAGAGAUUAUGAAGAAGAAGUUGCCAAUUAACCCAGACAUUAUUCAAAUGUCUGAGAACUUGUACAAAUCCGCUGUUUCUUCUGAUGCUUUUGGAUCUUAUAGAAGUGGAGAUGCUUUGUUGUGGGAUAUUUUAGGUGAUUUCACUUUAGUGGGUAUGACUGGAAGUGUCUUGUUAAGAGUUAGUGACAGGUCCGACAUUGAUUUCAUCAGAAAGGAAGACUAUAAUAAACAUUUAAGUCAAGCUCAAAUCGAUAAUUUGCAAAACCCUGUUGGGGAAGAUUUGAAGGAAUUAUGGAUAAGAGUCUGUAAGAACAACAAAAUUGCUGAAGAUUUGAACUCAAAUAACAAAAUCGGGUCAACAAAUGAAAAGGGUCAACAAGCCACCCUUCAAACCAAGAGUGGAGCCUGGUCAACUGUCAUGGAUGUUGAUGAAACUGCUCGUGGUGGGGAAAUUGUCCGUAGUGACUUAAUUGUGGUAUCUUCAUUAGUUGAUAAACCACCAAACUUGGGAGGUAUUUGUAGGUUAUGUGAUGUAUUAGGUGCUGGUUUACUCACAUUAAAUGACAUUAGGGUAAAAAAUCAUCCUCAAUUCAAGAACGUUGCUGUUACUGCUGACUACUGGAUGCCUAUGAUUGAAGUUAAAGAAAACGGGAUCAUUGAAUUUUUAAGAGAAAAGAAGAAAGAAGGUUAUACUUUAAUUGGUUUGGAACAAACCACUAAUUCCGUUGAGUUGAAUUCUAAUUUACAAUUCCCUAAAAAAUCCUUAAUUUUAAUUGGUAAAGAAAAAGAAGGUGUUCCUGGUGAUUUAUUAGCUGAGUUAGAUAUGUGCGUUGAAAUUAAGCAAGUUGGUGUUAUUAGAUCCAUGAAUAUUCAAACAGCUACUGCUAUUAUUGUUCAUGCAUACUCUACUCAACAUUGUUAA